This is a messenger RNA of Lucilia sericata (common green bottle fly), 1254 nucleotides long. It is a transcript of the gene oaf, whose product is annotated as out at first protein. Lineage: Eukaryota; Metazoa; Arthropoda; Insecta; Diptera; Calliphoridae. The record is from RefSeq and is a predicted model, not a curated record. The transcript is spliced from 3 exons. The annotation marks the transcript as partial.
UUUGAUGUUGUAAUUAGAAUUUUUAUUUCAAAAUUGUUGGUUACUAAUUUUUAUAUUGUGUUGUUCUCAUUACAGGGUGGUGAAGUAAUACAGGAGAGUAUUACCUCAAAUGUUAGUGAAGACUUAAUAACAUUGGAAUUUCAAAAAACGGAUGGUACUCUAAUAACGCAAAUCAUAGAUUUUCGAAAUGAAGUAUGCAUACUUAAGGCUUUGGUUUUGGGCGAAGAAGAACGUGGUCAAAAUCUCUAUCAGGUCAUGUGUUUUGUAACGAAAUUCCAAAAAGGUGAUUUCAUAUCAUCCGAUGCCAUGGCCAAACUACGACAAAAGAAUCCCAGUACAAUACGAACGCCCGAAGAAGAUAAGGGUAAGGAAACUUUUACAAUGACCUCAUGGGUGCAUCUCAAUCGUUCCCAACCCAUAACAAGACAUCUGAUAAGUGUGUGUGGUGAAGCGGUAGAUGCCACAUAUAUAAGAGAUGUCGAUUUGAAGGCAUGGUCAGAGUUGCCAGGCUCCUCUAUCUCUAGUCUCGAAGCAGCCACCGAAAAAUUUCCUGAUACCUUAUCGUCACGUUGCAACGAAGUCAGUAGCCUAUGGGCACCUUGCAUUUGUACCUUAGAAACCUGUAUCGGUUGGUAUCCCUGUGGCCUCAAAUACUGUAAAGGUAAGACGGCUGGUGAUUCAUCGGCUGCUGCUGCAGCACAAACAAACUAUCGUUGUGGCAUUAAGACUUGUCGUAAAUGUUCACAAUUCUCAUAUUAUGUACGACAAAAACAGCAAUGUUUAUGGGAUGAAUGACGAGAACUGCAACAAAUGACCCCAUUACAAAUAACAAUAAUAAGAACAAUUCGAAUAAUUACAACAACUAUGACUACAAUUCAUACAAUUCAUACUCUAAAUUCUAAUUAUACACCAAUUAAUAUUAUUAUAAUGAUUAUUAUCUUAUGCUCAUUGUACAAAAUUCAAAAGACAAUAAAAAUGAUGACGAUGAUGAUGAUGAUGAUGUUAUUGACGUUGCUGAUGUGGGAUUUUCACAGUAAUCUCCUACACUUAAGUAGUAUACCAAUUCCAACGAAAAUACUUAAUGUUAAGAUUAAUCGACAUUGUAUUCAUAUCCCCAUAACAUUGCUGUUGCUAACCAUGUCGAGGAAAUAACAUUUACAUGACAGAGCAAAAGUAAUUGGAAACCAACAACACCACCACCACCACCACCAUCCUCUACUGGCUUCAUUUCUUUGUUAAAAAAAAAUUAUAUUU